Nothobranchius furzeri (turquoise killifish) is the source of this 1925-nucleotide messenger RNA. RefSeq names its product zinc finger BED domain-containing protein 4-like. Gene Ontology annotation, molecular function: DNA binding; protein dimerization activity. Lineage: Eukaryota; Metazoa; Chordata; Actinopteri; Cyprinodontiformes; Nothobranchiidae. The record is from RefSeq and is a predicted model, not a curated record.
CAAAACAAAGGCGGACUGCAAAUUGUGCUCGGCGAAAUUGUCCAGAGGAGGCGCAAAAGGUAGCGCAUUAAACACAAGUAAUUUAAUAAAGCACCUAAAAUCCAAACACGACAACGAGUACAAAGAGUUUACCGAUGCUAAACCAACACAACCCACGCUGCAGCAAACUCUUGCAAGACGAGAGAAAAUGUCCAAAGACAAUCCACGUGCUGUGAAAAUAACACAAGCUAUUAUGGAGUACAUUGCACUGAGUUACCAGCCGCUCUCGGAGGUAGAAAAUGUGGGAUUCCUGCGUCUCCUCCACGUUCUGGAGCCCAGAUAUGAUGCCCCAAGCCGCCGCUACAUGACUGACACAGAGCUGCCCAAACUACACGACUCUGUGAAAAAAUAUAUCCACAGCCGACUGCAAGCCUCCUCUGAGUUUAGUUUCACCACGGAUAUUUGGACCAGCAGUGUUAGCCCCGUGUCGCUAAUUAGCCUAACUUCCCAGUGGAUAGACGAGAGUUUCACGCCGCAACGAGACACAUUACAUGCGAAACAACUCCGCGGCUCGCACACCAGCCAGGCUAUAGCGCAUGUGUUUGAGGAAAUGCUCCAGACAUGGGGUAUACCUAAAACAUCAGUACACGUUGUGCUUCGUGACAAUGCCAAAAACAUGAUUAAAGCCAUGAAUGACGCAGGGCUCCCAAGUCUGCCGUGUGUCGCGCACACGCUCCAGCGGGCUGUUCACGAGGGCUUAUUAGCACAGAGGAGCAUAGCUGAUGCUAUAGCAGUGGGGCGAAAAAUAGUUGGGCAUUUUAAGCAUUCCGCCUUAGCCUACUCCCGCCUCGAGGACAUUCAGGGACAGCUGAACCAGCCAGUAAAGAGACUGCAGCAGGACGUACAGACGCGCUGGAACAGCACGUAUUACAUGCUUCAGUCCCUCAUUGAGCAAAAGCGAGUGCUGGGGGUGUAUGUGUCCGAGCAUGAACUCCCUGACUGUCUCACCGCUCACCAAUGGGCUCUUAUUGAGAAGAUUGUUGCCAUCCUUGCCCCCUUUGAGGAACUAACUACAAAAGUGAGCAGCUACGACGCACUAGCCUCUGAUGUCAUCCCAGCUGUGACUGUGCUUGUGAGACUUCUAAACAGAGAAACCGACGAGGACCACGGUGUCAAGACAAUGAAAGCAACCUUACUGACAGCUGUCAAGAAGCGCUUCAGUGAUGUGGAGACCAACCCACUGUACUUCAUCUCCACCAUACUUGACCCAAGGUAUAAAGAUCGCUUCUUCUCCACCAACACUGCCUCAGAGGCCAAGCUGCACCUGAAGCAGGAGCUGCAGAUGAUGUCCAGAGCUGAGUCAGAGGGUAGUCGGGCGGAAGCUGCAGAACCUCCUGCUAAACUGUUCCUCAAGGCCCAGGCCAGCACUAGCAGCAGUCUGGACACUGUCUUUGAAGAAAUCGCCAUGGAGCAGGCCCAAGCAGCACAGCCGCUGGCAGCAGGAGCUGCCAUUGAGCUCGACACAUACCUCGGAGAGGCCCCAAGCCCUCGUGAAGACAGUCCUCUGAAGUACUGGGGCGUCAACAAAAUCAGGUUCCCCACUUUGGCUAAAAUGGCCCGUAAAUACCUCUCAGCUCCAUGUAGCAGUGUGGAAAGUGAAAUGCUCUUUAGCUCUGUGUCACACAUUAUAGAUGAAAACAGAAACAGGCUGACUGCUGAUAAUGCAGAAAAGCUACUUUUCUUAAAAAAAAAAACCUGCCACUCACUUUUUCUAAAUAGGCUCCAUUAAGUGAGCCGUCUUGGAGUUUAUUUUAUUUAUUUUAAUAAGUUGCACUGACUGCCAGAGUCCCAUGUUGGUAGAUGUUAGUUUAUUCGGAUAUUGUGCACUAAAUGGCAAAAAUGUUUAUUAAUGCCUCUUGUGUUGUCCAAAGCGGCAGAGUUUACAA